CGCAGCAGCAAACCGUUUGUGGCCGAGCAACAUUUUUAGCCAGCAGCAACAUUUGAAGCCGGGAGGAUUUGAAGGGACGACGGCCUUGCCGACCGUAUCCCGUAUCUCACAAAGUACAAAACCGUUUUUCGUAAGCAUCGGACGUGCGUCGCGGAUCAGCGUGACACCCAGAGCCCCGGGCCCUAUAGCGUGCGUAACAUUUUCGUAGUCCGAAAACCUAAAGGCAAAUCGCAGUUCUUGCUGGGAUUACCAGAAAGUGAACUUAAGGAAAAGUGCAAAGUAAAAGAACAGACGACUUCAACAGCUUAAAACUGAAGUUCGUUUGGAUUAAAGCUGCUGCUGCUGUUCGUUUGUGUGGCAUGUGUUUUUGUGGCGCAGACACAGGUUUUUUUAAUAUCCAUAAUAAAUGUGGACCACAGUUAAACAAACAAUAAUUAAUUGCACCGCCAGUAAGAGUACACGGCGCACGGUAGUGUGUGAGUGCGCGAACGCGUCGGUGUGUGUUUGUGCGUGUGUGGGUGAUCAAUUGAAUAAAUAUUAUAAUUAAUUGCAUUUCGAGCAUAUUUCAAGAGUCGAUUGGAAAAACAUACAGAGGAGCACCGGUUUUGAAACGGUUUCAAGCCUGGCAUUGACUGCUGCUGGCUGCUGCUGUUGCCUUGGUUGUGCGCGCAAUUUCCGGUUUCCGUUUCCGCCAAAAGCAACAUCCGUGUUGGUGUCCACCAACAAAUUGCCCAAAACGGUGACCUAAAAGUGUUAAUUAUUCAGGCAACUAAUUUCGCGUGUGCAAAUUACCAAGAAAACUCCACACUAAAUCAAAGAGAAAACUUCUUCAAAGUGAACAAACUUAAAGUGCUGGGCAGCAUCCAGAAACAGAACAACAGAAUCAGAUCCACAUCCACAUGUGCCAAUUGCGUGAGAGCUGAGGGGAAAAGCAACUCCAAGGACGGUAGGAGGAAUAUAUCGCAUUGCCGAAAACAGGAGAAAUCCAUACAAAACACACACACACACAAUUCCUGGGAUAAGUGAUGAAGUCAUGAGACCGACAUUCGAUCGACGCCUCUGGAUAUUAUUGUUCAUUAUUUCAGUACAAUGUGCCAGCUAUACGCAACCACAGAAUAUCAAUGGCAAGUCCAUGCAGAGGCCACAGCCGGCCGACCAUCGAGCAGUCAGCAAGUGGCUGAGCAUAUCCAGGCAGGAGCCGCACAGCAUCCAGCUGCACGAGCAGCGGCAGGAACAGGAGCCAGUUGACCAUAAGCCGAGCAGAUGCAACGCCAGGAACUGCAGCAGGGCCAAGUCCAAGUUGGCCAGGUGGAAGGACCAGCUGAAGGUCCAUCAGGCCCAUCGUGCGGCCCUCCAUGUGGAGGCGAGGCGACGGCAGCGACGCGAAACCGAAGAGGAGGAGCCAGAGCUGGAGCUGUCAUCUAGGCCCACCUCAGCCUCCACGUCCACAUCGGCGGCUGUCACUGCCAGUGGGGCAACGGCGGCAGCCACCUGGACCACCUCCACGAGAAGCGCCACUGGCUAUGCCCAUGCCAACGAGUCGUCGGGUCCGGCUCUGACCACGCCAAAGGCGAAGCGGGUGCGCUCUACGCUCCACCUGGCGCCCGAGGAUCUCAAGCCCAAGACAAAGGAGCCGGUCGUCAUCAUCGACGAUGUGGAAGAGUUUGAUAGCGGCACAGUGCCGCGUGACGUCUUCGGGCGCAAGAGUCCGCCCGAGGAGGCGGACGACAGCGAGGAUGAGGAGACGCUUGAGCCGCGAGUGCUGCCGCUGCGGCCAGUGCCGCCGAAUCCCUACGAGGAUGAGGAGAUGUCCGUCGUCUAUGCCGAGCAGCACUCGGAGAUUCGGCUGAUGUGCGAGGUGGAUCUGGACAUUGCCACCAGCAUGUGGUACAAGAACGGCCAGGUCGUCCAUGCCAUGGACCGCACCAGCCGCGUCACCGACUACCGCUUCAUCAAGGAGGCUAAUGGGGCGCUAACCAUCACCAAUGUCAUGCUGGAGGACGAUGGCAAGUGGCAGUGCGAGGCGGAGAAUACGCGACGCUACACGGAGAAUGCUCGACCCACUAAGCUGGUGGUUCUCGAUCGACCCAAGCCCCCGUAUUUGCUUAUCGAUUCGCGUCGCCUUGAUGCUGGCAAUAUCUUUGUGCCCGUCAAGGAGAAUUCCGAACUGAAUUUGGCCUGCAUCAGCGAGGGCGGCAAUCCACGGCCCACACUCAGCUGGGAGGUGCUGCUCAGUCCGGGCGUGGAUCGGCAUGCCCAGAAGGUGUCCGCCGAAGUGCUCGAGCUGGAGGAGAUCAAGAACGAGAAGCAGGACAAGAAUGGCUACAAAAUCAACAGCGGAGCCAAGAGCGAGGCCCGUCUAGCGGCUGUUUAUCGAGCGCAUCACAACGCCCGCAUUUUGUGCGUGAUGGAGCAUCCCACCCUGAAGAUACGCCAGAACGCCUCCCUCCUGCUGGACGUGCAAUAUACGCCCUCCUUUGCCAUCUCGCGCACACCUGGCUUUGGUUAUCUGCUCCGCGAGGGCAUCGAAGUUAGCCUCAAGUGCGACGUUGACUCGAAUCCCCCCAGCACGCCGCGCUGGCAGAAGGACGACGGUGACACGCCGGUGCCGCAGACCGGCGAUGGCUUCCUCAACUUCACAUCGAUACGCCGCGAGCAUUCCGGCUGGUACAAGUGCACAUCCCGUCAUCUGAAUUUCCAGUACUCCUCGAUUGGCUAUUACCUCAGCGUGCGAUAUGACUCGGUGGAUGUUACCUCGGAGCCAGACGAUCAGGAUGUAUCCGUGGCAGCUGCCUCGCACAAUCCCAAGGGUCAGCUGGAGGUGCAGCUUGGAGGCGCCGUCACCCUGCAGUGUCCGCAAGGCUCCCUGGGCUGCUGGUCGCAUUUGGAUCCCAUUUCGGCACGUCUGCGCGGCCUCGGCUAUGGCAGCAGCCAGCCGACGGGCCAGUUCUCGCUCAAGGACGUCAUGUACCAGGAUGCGGGCGUCUACAAGUGCGUGGGCCAGCCGCUGGCCAACAAGAAGAAGCUGGAGGUGCUGCAGAGUGUCACCGUCUCAGUGAAGGGCUCCCCCACAGCGACGGCCCUGAAUGCCACGCCCAUCGCCUAUCCGGGCUCCCCCUUGCACCUAAAUGUGGAGUUCUGUGCCAAUCCGCCGGCCCAUGCCGCCCGCUGGCUGCACGGUGAUCGCGUCUUCACGCCCGGCAACCAAUACGGCAGCACCGUUCUGGCCUACUCGGUGAAGGAUCUGCCCACGCCCUACUGCAAGGAGGCGCGCCUCACCUACGUCAGCAUGCACGAGCGGGUGCCACGCACCUUCUACUUCAUUGUCUCGUCUCCGGGUGGCGUGGCCGAGGCCAUCUUCAAUGUGAACUUCACCAAGCGCCACCGCACGAUGUCCAAUGCCAUCGAUGCCGACGACGAGGAGGAGGAGCUCAACCAGCCCGAGCAGAUUCAUUUUCCCGUCUUCAACAGCAACAGCGCCAACGACACGUUCCGUGGAGGCAGUGCAGCCGUCGCACUAACCCUAGCUCUGGCUCUGGCUAUUUUCAAUUUGAAUCUGCUCAGAUGCCAUUUACUUUAAGUGGGUGUGUGUAAUGGAGUGAGUGCGUGUGUGUGAGUGAAUGCGAAUGUGAAUGUGAAUGCAGAGUGAGUGCUUUGUUUUUGGAGGGCCUGACUCGUUCAUUCAACCAACCAACCAAACUCUAUGUAAUCUAACCCCACUAACUACCACUAGGCGCAUGCAUACCCGCACUCGUAUGUGGAUCUGCCUGCCUGCCCAAUUAAUCGAUUCAUAUUACCAUGUGGACUAUGCCACGCAACUACUACUCUAUAUAUGUGUACUCCAUAUAGCUAUGUGUAUGUGUAUCUGUAACUUUAACUGUAACUGUAUCUGUAGCCGAUCUAGCCAAGCAUCAAAAUUGCCCUAGGGCCUAGAGACUAAGGCCACCCCCACGCCCCACCCAUCCACAUUUAGCCUGCUUCUACCCAAUUGUUGGCCAGCCCCCCAGCGGUGAGGCGACUUUUCACACCUAAACUACUCGAAUAUUUUUACUGUAAGCCCCUAAAUGUAGAUGUUGUAACAGUAACUGUAGCUGUAACUGUAACUGUAUCGGUGCAUGUCAAUGUCAAUGUGUAUAUGUAUGUGUGUGUGCGCGUAAAAGAUAAAGGCCAAAAAAAACAAAAUUAAUGAAUGAAAAAUCAUGCCAUUAUUUUGGAUAAACAAAAAAGAAAAGAAAAAACAUUGUUAACAGUUGGUUAUUACGAAUACUUUAAGUUCCUUUUCAAGGGAGAUCGAAACCGAAACCGAUAACGUAAGCGAACCGAAGAUCAACGAGCGGCAAAGAGAUCAUCGGCGAGUGCUCUCGCAAAGCGACUGAUUUUGUUAAAUAUUUUGAAAAUGUUUAGAACCUAAAUACACAUGUAUGUAUGUGUGUAUGGGCAGAGGGCGGUGAAUUAACCUAUAGUUUAAUAUUGUAAAUGACGAAAGACGAUGGACAACAUACCAGGCACGAACAAAUUCCUUCCAUUUGAACUGUUUGCCCCCGCGGCAGCGAAACUGUAAGAUAUUUUGAGAAAAAAAAAAUUAAGCGAACGAUCAAAAAAGAGUUAUAUUUAAAUAAAAGUUAUAAUUACCUAAAUACUGAUUUUCACACAUGUAUUUGUAUUAUUAAUCCAUUAAUUCAUUUGAUGCCGCAAAUAGUUUGAAAGGACCAAAAAUCUCUUCGUUUCUUGCCAGGGAUAUUUUUGUAACCAAAACCAAAACCAAACACAAAAAAAUUUGUGUAAUCUUAAAACAAAAAAUAUGAAGACCCUCCACAUAAGCGAUAGUUGUACAUAAAUGUUAAAGUAGCAAUUGCUCAACCGAAAGGCAAAUGAAUAACCCCCCAACCUACAGUAAGAGCAAAGAACAUUGCGAUAGUUAAGAAAGUGUUUAAUGGAAUGUUGUUUGAACGCAGUAAGCCAAAGCGAAUACGCUACAAGUAGCAUUCCCCAAAUAAAUAUCUGCCGAAACAAAAUAUGGAUGUAUUAUAAAAGAAAAGAAACAAAACGAAACGAAACGAAAAGGAAAAACAAGACACAUUUCAAUUAUCCCCCGCUAUUGUAAAAUAUUUCAGUUGAGCCUCCAUUGCGAGCCGGCAAACAACAUGUUUUGCGUGCCAGAGAUGGGGCUUUGUAUAGAGCCCGAAAAGCUUUUGUAAUUUAUUUCAUAGACGAUCUAAGCCAAAAAUGCAUUCAUUAUCCUAUGCGCAAACUACAUAUGCAUACAAAUACAAAUAUAUAUAUA
Messenger RNA from Drosophila obscura, 5284 nucleotides. It is a transcript of the gene tei, whose product is annotated as hemicentin-1. Gene Ontology annotation, molecular function: cell adhesion molecule binding. Lineage: Eukaryota; Metazoa; Arthropoda; Insecta; Diptera; Drosophilidae. The transcript has 12 exons. The coding region runs from base 1034 to 3580 and encodes 848 amino acids. Gene Ontology annotation, cellular component: cell-cell junction. Gene Ontology annotation, biological process: cell-cell adhesion. The record is from RefSeq and is a predicted model, not a curated record.